GCAUGUUACAGGUGAAAGACGCUCCGUUUAACUUUGAAAGUAAAUAUGAUAUUCAGAACGAUACGGAGGGGUUCCAGUCACGCGGUUCGGAAGUUCCUGUGCUGAUUGGCUCGCGGUAAGUGUCGAUGCAGUGAUGUCUUGAACACUGUUCCAGGCACGAAUGGACCAUUCCAUGUUUUCCGCUUUCCGAGACAGAUACCGAGGGAGCCAGUAGCAUCAGUGUUGGAUGGCUUGGUCCGGUCGAGAGAGGGCGGCCCGGUCCGGGCACAUAUGAUUCCGAUUCCGAGUCCCCUAAUAGAAACCGCAACGGAGCGCUCGUACGAAUCUACUACUACUUGUACGGACCAUAUCCUUCGUUACUAACCCAGUUUACCACGCAAUGUCCGAUACAGCACCUCCAAAAUGGCGCGUCGUCGUGGGCUGCGAUGAUGCUGGUGUCCAAUACAAGAACGCGCUGAAAGCCGACCUGGAGAAGGAUCCUCGAGUCUCAGAGGUCAUCGACGUCGGCGUUGUCGAUUCGAACGAGAAGACAGCGUACCCCCACGUCGCUGUCACAGCCGCAAAGAAGAUUGUCGCAGGCGAGGCUGACCGUGGGCUGUUGAUCUGUGGAACUGGCCUUGGCGUCGCCAUUUCUGCCAACAAAGUCCCUGGUAUUCGCGCCGUCACGGCUCACGACAGCUUUUCGGUGGAACGGGGUGUUCUGAGCAACAACGCUCAAGUUCUUUGCAUGGGCCAGCGCGUCAUUGGUAUUGAACUCGCCCGUCGCCUCGCCAAGGAAUGGCUGGGCUACGUUUUUGACACCAAUUCUGCUUCGGCAGCAAAAGUCGAUGUAAUUUCUCAAUACGAGACCGUCCCUGGCGCGUGUUCAUAAUCAUAGCAAUAGAAUCAUUGUAUCACCUGUACCAUGGCUCCGUCCUAUACAUGAUGUCCCACAUCUAAGUGGCAUAACUUCGUUCCGCAGAAAGGAAGGCAUCCCGGUCUCCACGGAGAAGCAAGCUGAAAAGAAAGGAAAAUGUGGAGUAGGCGCUGAUAGGCGCUCUUCCUUGACACGCGUACGGUGGUUCAAAUCAAAGUCAAGCGAGCGGACUGGUCUGCCGCCCUGGGAAAUCGGAU
This is a messenger RNA of Guyanagaster necrorhizus, 1113 nucleotides long. RefSeq lists its product as uncharacterized. The coding region runs from base 380 to 871 and encodes 163 amino acids. Gene Ontology annotation, biological process: carbohydrate metabolic process. The transcript has 3 exons. The record is from RefSeq and is a predicted model, not a curated record. Lineage: Eukaryota; Fungi; Basidiomycota; Agaricomycetes; Agaricales; Physalacriaceae. Gene Ontology annotation, molecular function: isomerase activity.